Penicillium cosmopolitanum is the source of this 1914-nucleotide messenger RNA. Its product is annotated as glutamine--tRNA ligase. The coding region runs from base 1 to 1914 and encodes 637 amino acids. Gene Ontology annotation, cellular component: cytosol; cytoplasm. The transcript is spliced from 5 exons. Gene Ontology annotation, biological process: glutaminyl-tRNA aminoacylation; translation. NCBI's taxonomy places the organism in Eukaryota, Fungi, Ascomycota, Eurotiomycetes, Eurotiales, Aspergillaceae. Gene Ontology annotation, molecular function: glutamine-tRNA ligase activity; ATP binding. The record is from RefSeq and is a predicted model, not a curated record.
AUGGAUCCAGCAAAGCCUGUUGAUUUGCCUGAGCGGCCCAAGGAGGCUGCCCCGCCCGCGGAGAAAGAAGGCCCCUCCAAGAAGGCCUUGAAGAAGGCGCAGAAGGCACUGGAGAAGGCCGCGAACAAGGCCGCGCCUAAGCCUGCAAAGCAGCCCAAGCCCCCGAAAGCAGCUAAGGAGGCUGCUGCUCCCCGCGACCCGGAAGUCAUGUUUAAACUCGGCUUCCUCAAUGACGUUUACAACGAGCGCCCCGUCUCCGAAACCCACCCCAAGGUUCGCACUCGUUUCCCGCCCGAGCCCAACGGAUAUCUCCACAUUGGACACAGCAAGGCUAUCGCUGUCAACUUCGGCUUCGCAAAGUACCACGGUGGAGAGUGCAUCCUGCGUUUUGACGAUACCAACCCCGAAGGAGAGGACGAGAUCUACUACACUGCUAUUCGGGAUAUCGUCAAUUGGCUCGGCUUCAAGCCUGUGCGCGAGACUCAUGCCAGUGAUCACUUCGAUCAUCUCUAUGAGUACUCCGAGGAACUGAUCAAGCGUGACGGCGCCUAUGUCUGUCACUGUACCCAGGCCGAGGUCAAGGUUCAGCGUGGUCAGACCGAGGACGGUCAGCAGGGUGGCAAGCGCUUUGCUUGCCCUCACCGCAACCGUCCCACUGAGGAGUCUCUGGCUGAGUUCCGUGCUAUGCGUGAUGGAAAGUACAAGGCCGGAGAAGCGGCUCUGCGCAUGAAGCAGGACCUUGAUAACCCCAACCCCCAAAUGUGGGAUCUCUUCGCAUGGAGAAUUCCCGAGGGAGGAAAGCAACAUCACCGUGCUCCGACAUAUAAGAUGUUCCCCACCUACGAUAUGGCCCAUGGUCUCUCCGAUAGCUUGGAAUCCAUUACUUCAUCACUAUGCACGACUGAGUUCGAGAACAGCCGCGAGUCUUACGAGUGGCUCAACAACAAGCUCGAUGUCUACCGUCCAAUGCAGCGCGAAUAUGGCCGUCUCAACAUCACAGGCACUGUUCUCUCCAAGCGAAAGAUUAUCAAGCUGGUCAAGGAAGGUCAUGUCCGUGAUUGGGAUGAUCCAAGAUUGUACACACUCAUUGCUCUCCGUCGUCGUGGUGUUCCUCCCGAUGCUAUCCUCAACUUCGUCAGCGAACUCGGAGUUACCAAGGCUGUGACCAACGUCCAAAUGCACCGAUUCGACCAGUCCGUCCGCACAUUCCUCGAGACAUCCGUCCCCAGAUUAAUGGUUGUAACGGAGCCUCUGAAGGUCGUCAUCGACGAUCUGGCCGACGACCACCUUGAGAUGGUCGAAGUUCCCUUCUCCAAGGAAGCCUCCUUCGGCACCCACACCAUCCCUUUCACGAAGACUGUGUACAUCGAGCGCUCCGACUUCCGCGAAGUCGAUUCCCCAGACUACUUCCGCCUCGCCCCGGCAAGACCGUCGGCCCCCUACCCCAUCACCGCCACAACCUUCGAGAAAGACGCCGCCGGAAACGUGACAGUCGUGCACGCCAAAUAUGAGAAGCCCGCGGAAGGCGAAGCCGCGAAGAAGCCCAAGAGCUUCAUCCACUGGGUCGCCGACUGCCCCGCGAAGAACAGUCCUAUCCGCGCCGAGGUCCGCGCCACCAACCCGCUAUUCAAGUCCGAAAACCCCUCUGCUCACCCCGAGGGCUUCUUGGCCGACAUCAACCCUAAUUCCGAGGAGAUCUUCCCCGAUGCCAUGGUUGAGACUGGAUUUACUGAGAUCUCGCAGUCGGCUCCUUGGCCUAAGUCUGCGGCUGAGCAGGAUGUUGAGAAGAACAAGCACGCUAUUCGUUUCCAGGGUAUGCGUACUGCAUACUACGCCGUUGACCGGGAGACAACGCCUGAGAAACUCAUUCUGAACCGCAUCGUUACGCUUAAAGAUGACAAGGCUAAGAACUAA